AUGUGUGACAAAGCAUUUUCAGAUAAAAGUACUCUUAAAACUCAUAUGACAGUGCAAAUAGGAGAGAAGAAAUUUAAAUGUGAAAUAUGUGACAAAGCAUUUGCUCAUAAAUUUACCCUUAAAUCUCAUUUAGAAGUACAUUUAGGACCAAAGAAAGAGAAGAAUUAUGAAUGUGGAAUAUGUUACAAAGCAUUUGCUAGCAAUAGCAUUCUAAAAUCACACAUGACAGUGCACACAGGAGAAAAGAAUUAUAAAUGCGAAAUAUGUGACAAAGCUUAUGCUCGCAAUAACCAUCUCAAAUCACAUAUGGCAGUGCACACAGGGGAGAAGAAUUAUGAAUGUGAAAUGUGUGACAAAGCAUUUGCAGAUAAAUGUACUCUUAAAAAACAUAUGACAGUACACACAGGGGAGAAGAAAUUUAAAUGUGAAAUAUGUGACAAAGCAUUUGCUCAGAAAAAUAAUGUUAAAUCUCAUAUGGUUGUGCACACGGGAGAGAAGAAUUAUAAAUGCCAAAUAUGUGACAAAGCAUUUGCUCAUAAAUUUACUCUUAAAUCUCAUUUAGAAGUACAUUUAGGACAGAAGAAACAGAAGAAUUAUAAAUGUGGAAUAUGUGACAAAGUAUUUGCUCAUAAAGAUACUUUAAAAACUCAUAUAGAAGUACAUUUAGAUGGGAAGAAAUAUAAAUGUGGAAUAUGUGACAAAGCAUUUGCAGUUAAAAGUACUCUUAAAACUCAUAUGACAGUACACACAGGAGAGAAAAAAUUUAAAUGUGAAAUAUGUGACAAAGCAUUUGCUCAGAAUUGUACUCUUAAAUCUCAUAUGGUUGUGCACACGGGAGAGAAAAGUUAUAAAUGCCAGAUAUGUGACAAAGCAUUUGCAAGAAAAAGUAACCUCAAAAGUCAUGUGACAGUGCACAUGGGAGAGAAGAAUUAUAAAUGUGAAAUAUGUGACGAAGCAUUUCGUUGCAAUAGACAUCUAAAAAGUCAUAUGGCAGUACACACGGGAGGGAAGAAUUAUGAAUGUAAAAUAUGUGAGAAAGCAUUUGCUUGCAAUAGUCAUCUGAAAAUUCAUAUGACAGUGCACACAGGAGAGAAGAAAUAUAAAUGCGAAAUAUGUAACAAAGCCUUUUCUAUUAAAAGCAAUCUAAAAACUCAUAUGACAGUGCAUACGGGACAAAAAAAAUAUAAAUGCGAAAUAUGUGACAAAGUAUUUGCUCAUAAAAGUACUUUAAAAACUCAUAUAGAAGAAGUACAUUCAGGAGAGAAGAAUUAUCAAUGUGAAAUAUGUGACAAUGCAUUUGCAGGUAAAAGAUACCUUAAAAAGCAUAUGACAGUACACACAGGAGAGAAGAAUUAUAAAUGUGACAUAUGUGACAAAGCAUUUGCUCGUAAAUAUACUCUCAGAAUUCACAUGGUUGUGCAUACGGGAGAGAAGAAAUUUAAAUGUGAAAUAUGUGACACAGCAUUUGCUCAAAAGAGAGAGAAGAAAUAUAAAUGUGAAAUAUGUGACAAAGCAUUUGCAGAUAAAAAUUACCUUAAAAGGCAUAUAACAGUACACACAGGAGAAAAGAAAUUUAAAUGUGAAAUAUGUGACAAAGCAUUUGCUCACAAUGGCAUAGAAAAGAAUUAUAAAUGUGAAAUAUGUGACAGAGCAUUUGCUCGCAAGGGCGAUCUGAAAUCACAUAUGGCAGUACACACAGGUGAGAAGAAUUAUGAAUGUGAAAUAUGUGACAGAGCAUUUGCUCGCAAAGCCGAUCUGAAAUCACAUAUGGUAGUACACACAGGAGAGAAGAAUUAUCAAUGUGAAAUAUGUGAGAAAGCAUUUGCACAAAAGAGUAAUCUGACAGCUCAUAUAAAAGUACAUUCAGGAGAGAAGAAAUAUAAAUGCGAAAUAUGUGACAAAGUGUUUGCUUAUAAAUGUACUCUAAAAUCUCAUAUAGAAGCACAUUCUGGACAGAAGAAUUAUAUAUGUGGAAUAUGUGAAAAAGCAUUUGCAAAUAAAAGCCAUCUGAAAUUUCAUAUGGCAGUACACACAGGAGAAAAGAAUUAUGAAUGUGAAAUAUGUGACAAAGCAUUUGCUCGCAAUGACUAUCUGAAAACACAUAUGACACUUAAUGAAGCCGAGUCUAAGUUAGAUAGCAGUAAAAAAUUGAGGAGGCCAAAAGCAGUAUUACAACAGUUACAAGGAUUAAUAUCACAGGAGUUGAUUAUAUUGACUCAUAAAGAUUAA
Messenger RNA from Ruditapes philippinarum (Manila clam), 2229 nucleotides. RefSeq names its product zinc finger protein 91-like. The transcript has 5 exons. The record is from RefSeq and is a predicted model, not a curated record. The coding region runs from base 1 to 2229 and encodes 742 amino acids. Lineage: Eukaryota; Metazoa; Mollusca; Bivalvia; Venerida; Veneridae.